AUGGUCAUGAUCACCAAGUCCCCCAGUGCUAUUCGAGCCAGAACUACAAUAAAGUUUGGCACUGAGCACUGCUGGAGCCGGAUACGUGGCUCUAUCAUUAUACAUCCAAGAAGCGUUUCGUUAUUGUCCGAAAUGAAGAUAAUGAACGACUAUCCAGUCGUUGUGCACGAAGACAACCAUUGUGCAAUCGCUAUGGCCAAAAAUGAUGGAUAUCAGAGUCGACUCAAGCUCAUCAAUUUCGGUAUCACUUCGUCUGUGACAAACUCAAGGCAAAGUCGAUCGACCUACGAUUCAUUGAAUCCAAGCACCAACUCGCCGAUAUCUUGA
Messenger RNA from Plasmopara halstedii, 327 nucleotides. RefSeq lists its product as uncharacterized. Lineage: Eukaryota; Oomycota; Peronosporomycetes; Peronosporales; Peronosporaceae. The record is from RefSeq and is a predicted model, not a curated record. The transcript has a single exon. Bases 1 to 327 code for a protein of 108 amino acids.